AUGAGCUUUACAGAUACCGACACCUCCAACAAUGGAUCGCUCUAUUCUUACAGUCACUCCUUCCAUGGUCCACUGCCGCAGUCUAUCUCAAUGCUGAGUUCGUCCUGUGACACGACUGCGGAGUCUUUGUCGAAUCAAACUGCCUUUAUUGACCCAGGUGUGGUCUACGAGACUGCUCAAUACUCCUUUCCCGGAUAUCCCAGCCCUCCACGGUCAUUGCCUUCCCCUGGCUCAGGUUGCCUCCCGGAUACCUGGAACACCCACCUAGGAUCAUCCAUGAUGCCCCCGGAACGGACAAACCGGAUUACUGGAGCCCGCACAUCCCAGGCCCGCCCAGAGUUUUAUCCGGAGCCCGCUCGAGAUACUGCCAGCACCAUAAUCAGUGAAACAUCCCAACCGCAGUCCCUUUCGUCCACGCAGACCACUUCCCCGGAGCACUUGAACCUGCAGCUUACCCACGAGAACGUUGUCGAUCACAUCCAUACUCCGAAUGUGGACGUAGACGAUUUCGUGAUCGACUACAUUCGUACUGUAGUUUGGGUCAUCUCUUCUAGGGUCAUCUACUAUCCGGACUAUAUCAUGACGCCCGCGGAAUUUGCCAUGUUCAAUUGGUAUCGAGUGUUCUUUCCCCAGGAGCUGUCCCAGCAGCAUGCGCAUCUGGACCUUCUUGCUCCUCAGCUUAUCAACCUAUAUUGGACCUACGGUGCCCACUUGCCUGGGAGAAGGAACUGA
Messenger RNA from Dissoconium aciculare CBS 342.82, 732 nucleotides. RefSeq lists its product as uncharacterized. The transcript has a single exon. NCBI's taxonomy places the organism in Eukaryota, Fungi, Ascomycota, Dothideomycetes, Mycosphaerellales, Dissoconiaceae. Bases 1 to 732 code for a protein of 243 amino acids. The record is from RefSeq and is a predicted model, not a curated record.